AAUAACUAGCAAAGGAAACGUGACUUUCAGGGCCUUAAUUGCAAGCAGUCUAAUAGUCAUAGUCUGUUAAGGUAUUGAAAAAUAUUUUAUUUUUUGUUUUUCCGAUGUCACUUGAUUCCCAAUAAUGACAAGAUUCGACGAAACGAAACGCAAACGCGUAGAAUUUCCUGCUUCCAUGACGAAACUUGUUUGUAGAUAACAAAAGCACACGUCAAGGACGUGCACACAAAUAUCACCCAUAUUAACCACACAAUAUUUUCCUGAUUAUCGUACAAGCUAAUGUGAGAUAUCAUUAGUGCAAAUUGUCCGGUUUGUAAGAGUAGAAAUUCGCUGACCAAGCUCUAGAAUUUCACUGUUCGCGCGCAUUUUGCAAGAACGGGCCGGAACAUUGUUUGUUGACAUUAAUACCUCAUGCAGUUGUGUGCGACUACGCGCCAUCGCGCCGUAUCUCGUGAAUUAACUGGCAAAUAAUAACUAAAUUACACUCAAAAGACGUUUAGAACCUACAUAGUGUUACUUUAAUUGUGAACUUAUCGAAUGUAGCGAUAACAAGAAACCAUUUCCCGUGAUAGUGAAGACGAACUAACAUCGUUGUGGACGAAUUUUGUGUGCAUGUGAAUAUAGUAAAGCUAUUUAUAGCUCCCACCUACGUAGUAACUAUACCGCUAUGUGCUGGACUUGACAAACUAAGUGAAAAUUAAACAUUAUAUUGUAACAGUGCGCUAAGAAAACAUUUCCAAAAAAUCUUAUUAGAUUAUUUUCUAAGAAAGAAAAAAGAAACCGCGAAACAAGUUUGACAGCUCACGGAUACACACAGACGAUUGGCGCAUUGCGCAUGUGUGCGUAGUAGAAGUGAUGUGAACUUCUUGCGGUUAUCGAUUAGCAAGAUAAAAUUCAAGGUCGUCAAUUGAGACCGAUGCUUAAUUUACAUACACAAUAAACAAAUUGCUGCCAUCAUCAAUUUCGCUCAUUUUAUUUACAUGAUUAAAAAUAAUAAGUAGCAGGUAGCAUAAAUAAAAUGGAGUCGCCUAUAGUUGAAAGUAAAAGUACAGAGCGCAUGUCAAUCCGAACAUCAACAAGUUCCAAUCAGCUGUACAUUUCUGAUAACUUCGAACUACCUGAGGAUACAUUUCGGAUUAGUCUCGAUAGCAUUUCAGCGAUAGGCGAAAAUGUAACAAUCGGGGAGAGAAACGCUUCCGUUGACAUAUCGACGAAUGUUGGAGCUGAUAUUAUUAACACGCCAGCGCCUACUCCUGAAAUUUUAGACAGUCCACGCGAGAUAUCGAUUUUGGCGGAAAAUUCAAAUGUUACCGGGGAAUCGGUAAAACCUUGUCCGCGGCCGAAUUUCCUACAGUUAUCGCUCGCUAAGAGGAAUGAUAUAUUUGUAAAGCCAUCUCCCUUGGCGGAUGUCAUGUCACCAGCUAGAAUGUUGCAAUUCGAAGUUGAUAUAGCGACGAGCAGUACACCCACGAUGAAGAGAGCGGCGGUUGACUUUGACUUUUUCAAUAAAAACAAUUUCGAUGAAUACUUUGAAGACGAACAAUUGCAGGUCGCAAAAAAAAGUAACGAAGGCACAGAUGAUAAAACUUUCGAAGAAACUCCAGUGAUUGUAAAGGCCGACGCGGACACAGUCCGACAUGAAAUAGGCUAUGUUAACCUUAACGGGGCUUCAAAGGUGGACAUAUCACAUUUCGACUUGCUCAAAGUCCUUGGCACGGGAGCUUACGGCAAAGUGUUUUUAGUUAGAAAAAGAUGCGGUGUCGACGAGGGCAAACUAUACGCAAUGAAAGUACUCAAGAAGGCAUCGAUAGUACAGAAGUUAAAGACUGCAGAACACACGAGAACAGAAAGACAGGUCUUGGAAGCUGUGCGGGAGUGCCCUUUCCUAGUCACACUUCACUACGCCUUCCAGACAGACGCUAAACUACACCUGAUAUUGGAUUAUGUAGCUGGUGGUGAACUAUUUACUCACUUAUACCAGAGAGAACACUUCAAUGAGAACGAAGUUAGGAUCUACAUAGCUGAAAUUAUUUUGGCAUUAGAACAGUUGCACAAGCUGGGCAUCAUCUACCGCGACAUAAAGCUGGAGAACAUCCUGUUGGACGCCGAAGGCCACAUCGUUCUCACCGACUUCGGGCUGUCCAAGGAGUUCUGCGGUAACGAGAGUCGUGCCUACAGCUUUUGCGGCACCAUCGAGUAUAUGGCGCCCGAGGUCGUCCGCAGCGGCAGUCAGGGCCAUGAUAUCGCCGUCGACUGGUGGUCCGUUGGUGUGUUGACCUACGAGCUGCUCACCGGCGCCUCCCCGUUCACAGUGGAAGGCGAGAAGAACACCCAGCAGGAGAUCACCAAGCGGAUAGUUCGCUGCAGCUACCCCGUUCCUACGGACGUCAGCCCCGAAGUGCAGGACUUCAUAAAGAAGCUCCUAGUGAAGGACCCUCGUCGUCGGCUUGGCGGUGGCGACCUGGACGCAGAAGAACUCAAGAGGCACCCGUUUUUCCAGGAGUUGGACUGGGAGGCAAUAGCAAGACGCGACCUGCCAGCGCCGUUCGUUCCGGCUCUGUCCCACGCGGCGGACACAUGCAACUUCGCCGACGAAUUCACCAGAAUGCCGCCCACAGACUCGCCUGCACAAGCGCCUAAACACCACGAUAAACUGUUCUUAGGUUAUUCGUAUGUGGCGCCCAGUAUAUUGUUUUCGGAGAACAUCAUAUCAGACCAAAUCUGGAUGCAGGCCACCGGACAGAAACACGAUAAACUUAAAGGAUGGGUAGCGAAGGAUUCACCGUUCUUCCAAAAGUACGCUGUCGACCUUAGUACCCCACUUCUAGGCGACGGUUCCUACUCUGUAUGUAGGAAAUGUAUACACAGACAGACCGGCAAAGAGUACGCUGUUAAGAUAAUCUCGACGCAGAAGAAGGAUGUGAGACAAGAAAUAGAACUAUUGAAAGCAUGCCAGGGGUGCCCCUACAUCAUCACUUUGCAUGAAGUAUUUCAAGAUUCGGCUUUCACGUACAUAGUGACGGAAUUAGCGUGCGGUGGAGAAUUGGCCAAUCAUUUAUCGGGAGGAAUAGAAGAAAGAGUUGCUAGAAGAUUAUUGGCACAGCUAGCUCUAGCCGUCAGCCAUAUGCAUUCACGGGGCGCUGUGCAUAGGGACUUGAAGCCAGAGAACAUUCUUCUCACAAGUUGUCGUCUUAACGAAGCCCGCGUCAAGGUGGUAGACUUUGGUUUCGCUCGAAAAGCACCAGAGUGCGAAGAUAGGCAACGAAUGAUGACACCGUGCUUCAGUUUGCCGUAUGCUGCCCCCGAAGUAGUAUCCCGGGCUCGCAGUUCCAACGCCCCCGGCUACGGACCCGCUGUGGAUCUAUGGAGUUUGGGAGUCAUAUUCCACUGCAUGCUGAGUGGCAAGGCACCCUUCCAGCCGUCGUCGCGUAAGGAACCCAUCACGGCGCUUAUGGACCGGAUCCGUACGGGAGCAUUCACUAUGGACGGUCCUGCAUGGGAUGGCAUAUCGGGUGACAGCAAGCGACUAGUGAUGGGCCUUCUGUCCGUGGAACCCAAUCGUCGGACCACUGCAACAGAACUAUUGGCCGAUCUGGGCCUAUUAUCCGAUCCCGGUUUUAAACUAGCCGACAUGACCAAGGCGGACCUGUACAAGCGGCGAAACAAAAACAAACUGCGUAAAUCAAGCAGUUCCGAGCCCAGCACUUCACUCAUUGAACACAUAGACAACGAAGAACCUAAAGAAACCUCAUUAAUAGAGACCAUAAACAACCUUAAAAACAGAAUGAACAACAGCUCUAUAGAGAAAGACGUGGAAUUGAUCAAAGCGAACACUCAAGACACUCCGGUCAACGAAUCCCCGGAACCUUCCUUCGCUGACGAAGAAGAUAUUCCUUCGGUCAAACCUGUAGAGAAAACUUACUCAAAAUCUAGAUCCAAACUUGAUGAUUACAUCUAUAUCGAGAGCAGUCAAGGCUUGGACGAGACAGAAGUUGCUUUCCCCAAAACUAGUCGCACUAAAAAGGGUAAAGAGCCUCAAUCACCCGUACCCAGAAAACGUAGGAAAUUGGACAAGCCCGAAAUGAACGGUGAAAGACAGCUUCGUAGCAAAGACGAUAAAAAGCAAAAGGAUGUUACCACAGAGAAACGUGUGCUUAGGAAUAAUAGUGAGAAGGAAAAGAAACGACCCACCAAAGAGUCCAUAGAGAACGACAAGACUGUCGCGACCAGAAACACGCGGAAACGGAAACACGAGGAGACCAGCAAGCCAGUUUUGAGAGAGAAAGGGCAAAACGGUCACCCGUCCUCAGCAGUGGCGACUAGAAAGAUAGCUCGAGCGAAAAAGACAAAACCAACCUUAGCCCCAUUGAAAUUAGACGUAGAACAGAAUGUCAGAAUGACACGCUCAAGGAGAAGGAGAUUAGAAAUCAGUUUGUCUCCAUCGCAAGUGAAAAGUGUUAUACCAGCGUUCUCCUUCGAAUCAGAUCGUCGUGUCAAUUCUAUAGAAAGCAAUCGCUCAGCCAAAUCUAAUAAUACCAAAGCGAAAGCGCGCAACGCCAAACCAAAAGCGAAUAAAGCUAGCAAAGCGAAGAAAACGCCUGUAAGAUCUACUCGUUCGCGAGCCAAUAGGAGGUGAAAACGUUCUACGAAAAAUAAAUAGACAAAGCGCCAUCUGUGUACCCAAAUAGACAAAUUAUCAUAGACUGUUCUUCUAGUUAGGAAUCCCUUUGUGGCGCCGAGCUGUGUUUAUAAAAUAAAUAACCUCAAAUUCCAAAUAGCGAGACGAUUAUAGUGAAUGCAUAAUGGACGCUUGCUCAUUACUCACGUAAUAGGUUAACGAAAAGAAAUGAUAAAUAAAAAUGAAACUAUUAUUUAUUCGAGGGAGAGUAAAUUAUAUUUCUGUGAGUAUACCGCGCCUCAGUAUGAGAACGAGCUACGUUAGAUUAAUUAUUAUUUUCUAUUUUUAUUUUUUAAUCCUUUUUAUUUAAUGUUACUAUUAUUUUUUAAGACACCUUUUCCCCAUAUUAUUAAUUACCAUUAGAGUUAAAUACUUCAAAUGUUGUUUAUUAUGUAUUUUGAUAAGAAUAAAAGGAUAGUUUUUAAUCGGGUGUGACUGUGCACCACCAUCCUCGGUUGGCUAUUAUUAUUCAUUAUGGGAAAUUCUGUAGGUGAUUGCUGUUAUCUAAAGUUAGCUUCUACCCACACAUUAUGCGUACCAAAUGUUUAAUUACGGAUGCCUUAAACAUGUAAACGAUUAUUGUACAAAAAUUAUAGUUUUCCGUCUGGAAACAUUGAGUCAUGCUUCGAGUCGGCAAACCGUGGUCCAUAUCUUACGGCAGAUCUCUUUCCAAUAUAAAUGAAUUUAGGUUGUUUGUGUGUGUAUAUUUGUUUGAAAUCUAGAUUAAUAGGUUAAAUUUGUAAAUGUUUUUUGAAUUAAUAAUAAAUGUAAUUGAUGCAUCGUUGCUCCGGGGCGAUUUAUUGAAACUUCCACAACGUAAAGCGAUGAUAAAGAAAAAAGUUAAAAAAAUAUUAUUAUAAUAAUUAAAUUUGAAAAUGUCUUAAAAAAGAUAACUUUUCUUUUUUUCAUAUAAAAUAUAUAUGGUGAAAGUGCCAAAGCAUGCUGAAAUUUUUUUUGGUAAAUUAGUUAUCAAAUGCAAUCUGAUUACUGUUUUUCUUUAAAUAUUUUUUUUCUUAGCACAUUCAUUUUGCUAUAAGCGCUUUUACCAAAAAUGCAAACGAUGUUUGUGUCUCCUUAUUAUUCCUGUGUAAAUAAAAAAUAGCAUUUAGUACAAAAUCGGUGGAAGAGUAAAUAUUUAUUAAUUUAAAUAAAUGAAAAGUCUAGAAAUGAAAAUCUCAUGUCUCUUUUUUUAAUGUGUUGAUUGACGACUGCGCGGGACAGUUAGGCAUAUAUAGACAUCUUAACAUAACAUUUACGUGUGUUUUUAACAUAAUAGCUUAGUAGGUUUUAAUGAUUUUGCAUUAAUAAUUCUGAAAUUAUUAAAAUGCUUAGGAAUAAUUAUAAAUUAUUGCGAAGAGGAGAAAUGCUAGAACAUUGCGAAUUACAAUUUAUGUAAAUCAUUUCAGUAUAUAAAUGUAAUUUUAUUUAUAUAUUUAUCGAGCAUCAACAUCUUUUGUUGUUUACUUUAUAUAGUUAAUUUGUAUAAAGUUCCUUUUCAAUACAUAGUUUGUUCAUUAUCCUUGUUACAGAAUAACACAAAUAUUUCUACAUAUACCUACAUGAAUAUAGUUACAUAAAUAAUAGAACAGUUCACUUUGUUGCAAUUUCUUCAGAAACCUAUAGACUGCAAUGAUGUUCCAUGUAGUUUUAGAAUUAAUAUGCAAUAGCCUAAACCAUGUGCUGAUUUUAUAAAAUAUAAUCAAUUGGCUUGUUUACACAUUUUACUACGACAAAAGCACCAAUUUAUAAAUUUAUCAUAUUGAUAUUAUCUUUAAGUUUUGAAUCGUUUUCUUUUCAAAUUAUUCGUUAUGAUUUCGUUUAUCGAGAAAUCGAUUCGAAUUUAUAAAUAUUAAAUCGUAUUUCUUAUGUGUCAAAAUUUUUGCAAAGAAUUGCUCACAAUACCCGCAGAAAUGUACGAAAAGUCGCUAAAAUAUCCAAGAUUUAUGCCUUUUGUGCAUUUAGUGGGGUAUCAGCUGAUCAUUUGUUAGGUCAUCGACCUUAGCAAUAAUUAAAUUGUUUUCCUUGUGAUUGUGACCUGUCAGUUUUUGCAUGAAGGUUGUGUUUCUCUUAGAUGUUGAACUAUUAUUUCAAUAGAUUAAUGUAAAAUUUAAACAUGAAAAUAUCACAAUCGUCGUUAAAUCGGUUGGUGUCUAUUGUGUCCAAGCGGUCCCUUCACAUGAACGGCGGAUUGUGAAUCCGGCGGAUUGUGUGCGGUAGCCUUCACGUGAAAACGUUUGUAAAAGUGCACUUAACAUGGAUUGUACCAAAAGAAUAUAUAAUUUUAUAAUAAAGUGUUAGAAGUUUAUGUGUCGGCGUCAAACAAAUUUUGUAAGACGUUACAGCGGCGCCGGCCGAAGAUAUUGGAUUGUAAUAAAUAUACCAUUUUAACAUUA
Molecule: messenger RNA, 7071 nt
Organism: Chilo suppressalis (striped riceborer)
Lineage: Eukaryota; Metazoa; Arthropoda; Insecta; Lepidoptera; Crambidae
Source: the annotation of a GenBank genome assembly